This is a messenger RNA of Didymella exigua CBS 183.55, 2628 nucleotides long. Its product is annotated as Bromodomain-containing protein. Gene Ontology annotation, cellular component: nucleus; chromatin. Gene Ontology annotation, biological process: chromatin remodeling; regulation of DNA-templated transcription. The coding region runs from base 1 to 2628 and encodes 875 amino acids. The transcript is spliced from 3 exons. The record is from RefSeq and is a predicted model, not a curated record. Lineage: Eukaryota; Fungi; Ascomycota; Dothideomycetes; Pleosporales; Didymellaceae.
AUGGCACUAAUGACACCACCACCUACCUUCGACAAGCCCAUGCUCGACCCCAAGGCUGACGCGCUUGCGCCGACGGACGCAAUGGCAGUCGACACCGAGGCUAAUGGCACACACGAUGAUCUCUUUGAUGAGCCCGUCAAUGGCACCGACGCCAGCGCGACCGAGGAGUUGAAGCCAACCACCAACGGCGAUCACACAGCCUCAGACGUACCAGCGCCUGCAGUAGGACCCCCCGUCCAGUCUAUUACAGAUGUGUCCAGCGGUAUCGAUGGCAUUGCGCAGUUCGUGCCUGAUCAGACAGACAACAACUCGCUGUUCGGCGACGACACCGUGCAAUCAGUAACAGAGGCCACCGAAGCGCCAACCUCGGACGUCCGCGACGAGCCUGCACCGACACCACCAUCUGCGCCAACCCAAACUCAGGCGACGACUGAGAGCACACAGGAAGUACCUGAGACGCAGGUCGCAGCUUCCAUCGAGCCAGCCUCUACAGACGCAAUGGAUACCACUGCCGAUGCACUCGUCGACUCGAACACGGCGCCCGUCGACUCGGAUACCGCGCCGCCCACCAAGCCGAUGAAGGAGCUCUCGAUUCAACCAGAGUCCACGACACCCGCGAAAGUAGAGCCAGCGGAUCAGGCAAUGGAGGACGUGCCACAAUCUAGCAAGGUGCGGCCGCGAGAAGACUUCGAAGAGGGCGACGAAUAUACCGCGCCCGAGGCUAAGCGCACCAAGACCGAGGAAGCAUCAAGCUCGCAGGCAGACAUCAAGUCUGAGCUGCCAGCGCAGCUUGUACAGGCCAAUGGUGCCAGCACGCCACGAGGCGAUGGUACAGCUACACCUAGGGGCGUGGCUACUGUGAUCUCGUCAGAGCCGUCAGGAGUGCAUCGCGCUGCAGACUAUGAGCAGUGGCCGACGACACCGUUGACGCAGGCGCAGAACAAGUUUUUACUUGAGCGUAUAAGGAACACCAAGAAGAUCAAGGUGUCGUUGGCUUUCAAAGAUCCAGUCGACCCUGUUGUCCUGAACAUCCCCAGCUACACUGAGAUUGUGACAAAGCCGAUGGACCUGUCGACGAUGGAGGGCAAGCUGAAGGCGAACAAGUACACUUACGUGAAGGAGUUCAUGGAGGAUCUCGACCAGAUGAUUGAGAACAGCGAGUUGUUCAACAACAAGCAGCACCCGGUCACGCAGGCUGGGUACAAUCUUCGGGCCUACUUUUUGAAAGGGAUGAACAAGAUGCCGAGGGGUGCCGUGGACGAGCCGGCGAAAGCGCCAAAAGUCAAGAAGGCGUCGGUGAGCGCGGCGCCAAAGCCAAGACCAGUGUCGAGGCCGGCACCGCCCACGGUGAAAUCACCAGCUGCGGCGGCCUCUCCUCCUGCGGCAUGGCCCCUAGGACAAGAUGGCAUGCCCAUCAUCAGGCGCGACUCGACUAGCGCGAACGAUCGGCCGAAGCGAGACAUCCACCGUCCGUCGAAGGAUCUACCGUACUCGAACGCCAAGCCGCGCAAGAAGAAGUACCAGCAGGAGCUCAAGUUCUGCGAGAGCGUGCUGACGGAGCUCAUGAAGCCCAAGUAUCAGGGGGUCACAUACCCCUUCAUGGCUCCGGUGGACCCUGUGGCUCUGAACAUUCCGUCGUACCUCAAGAUCAUCAAGAAGCCCAUGGACUUUGGGACGAUCGAGAGGAACUUCAAGAACGGAGUGUACCAGAGCGCCAAGGACUUCCACGUGGACUGCAUGCUCGUGUUCCAGAAUUGCUACAAGUUCAAUCCCGAGGGCGAUGCGGUGAACGCAAUGGGCCACGAGAUGGAGAACUUGUUCAACAGCUUCUGGCAGGAAAAGGAUGCUUGGCUGGCACAGCACGCACCUGCUCCGGAGCAGUCUCCCGAAAUGUACUCUGAUGAUGAGGACGAGGAAGAGGACGAGGAGGAGGAGGAGACGGACGCAGCUCAAGCGCAGUUCCUCGCCAUCCAGCAACAGAUUGCUGCGCUCAACGAGACAGCGCAGCAGCUGUUGAACGCGCAAAAGGCCGGCAAGCGCGCAUCGCCAAAGGCAGCAAGCAAGUCGAAGAAGGCCAAGGCGCCAGCACCGAAGGUGAAGAAGAACGUUCCCCUGGCAGUGCCGCCUCCUGCGAAACCCGGCAAGCCCAAGGCCAAGGCCAGGCCGGCAGCGCCUUUGAGCUUCGCGCAGAAGCAGGACAUUUCAGAAGGCAUCAGCACGCUCGGAGAUGGUGACAUGCGCAAGGCGGUACAGAUCAUCCGGAACGGGUGCCCUCACCUCGCCAACGUGAACGAUGAUGAGAUGGAACUCGACAUGGACGAGAUCAACGACGAGACGCUGCGCGAGCUCCUGAGAUUUAUCAAGUCGCUCCGCGGCCCCAAGGGCGGGGUGUCGGUGGCCGACGAUGACUUUGAGCCGCCGCGGGCAGUGCACAAGCAGACGACUGCGAGCAGGCCGAAAAAGAACAAGCCCAUGGGCAAGACUGAGCAGGAGGACAACAUGCGCAAGAUCCAGGAGAAGCUGCAGUCGUUCCAGGGCGGCGCGUCCGGUAGCAGCCAGUCCCCACCAGCAGCGCACGAAGAAGAGAGCAGCGACGAUGACAGCGGGUCGGAGAGCGAGGAGGAGUAG